AUUUCAUUUUCCGGUUUCAACAUGGCAGCCCCCGUUGCUAACGGUGUGUCUGUGGAGGAAAAUGUUAUCGAAAUUCACCAGACACCGGCUGAACAAACAGACGAAGACCAGAAGAGACCACAGUUUGGAACUCGUUUUCUAACAGACCCUCGUCAGGUCUUCCAGCAUAAUGCAUGGGAUAACGUCGAGUGGUCAGAUGAGCAAGAGGCAGCUGCACGGAGGAAAGUCCAGGAGAAUAGCCAGCCUAUCCCGGCUGAAAAACAAGAGGAGUAUGACAACCAUGCAGACAAGUACUGGAAUGAAUUCUACACUAUCCACGAGAAUCGAUUCUUUAAAGACCGCCACUGGCUCUUCACGGAAUUUCCUGAGCUGGCCCCAAAGUGUAGGUCCCACCAGUCAAUUCAGGAAGGGGACGGACACCCUGACCAGGAGGAAGGCGAGGAAGACGUCUCCCACCAGAAUGGAGACUGUCCUGGGACAUCUGGCACAUAUCGCAUUCUGGAAGUGGGCUGUGGUGUGGGAAACACAGUCUUUCCCAUCCUAAAGACCAACAAUGACCCGGGACUGUUUGUUUACUGCUGUGAUUUCUCCAGCACAGCGGUGGAGCUGGUCAAGUCAAACCCAGAGUAUGAUUCUGCUCGCUGCCACGCUUUCGUUCAUGACCUGAGUGAUGAGUCAGCCCAGUUCCCGAUGCAAGAGGGGAGUUUAGACGUCAUCAUACUCAUCUUUGUCUUGUCUGCUCUACAUCCCGAUAAGAUGCAGGCAUCCAUAUGUGGGCUUGCUCGGUUGUUGAAGCCGGGUGGGAUGCUGUUGCUAAGAGACUAUGGCCGAUAUGACCUGGCCCAGCUACGCUUCAAGAAAGGGAGGUGUUUGUCUGAAAACUUCUAUGUGCGAGGAGAUGGCACACGAGUGUAUUUCUUUACUCAAGAUGAGCUCCACAACUUAUUCUGUGGUGCCGGACUGCAGAAGGUGCAGAACUUGGUAGACCGGCGACUGCAGGUGAACCGUGGCAAGCAGCUGACCAUGUACAGAGUCUGGGUCCAGUGCAAGUACCAGAAGCCCCAAUCAGACCAUGAGGACUCAAAGCCAAGGACCUUUCAGGAGUAUCAGUGUGAAAGCUAGGGACAGUUUCAGCCUGGACCUGUACUCUUCCUUGAAUGUGAGCGGUUUGCAUGCCAAGACCAUCUGAUGUUUAGCUAUAGACAUGUGGAAAGUCCAGCAUUCAACCUGAAGAGGAUCUUUUGUAGCUUUUGGCCAAAGGGUGAGGGUUGUUGUAACAGACUGAUUAUUAACUGUUUUUCCAUCACCAGCUUGAUUUGAGGUGUAUUAUGUGAUUAAGGGGAACACUCACAUAACCAGCCACAAGGCAAUCUAUUGUAGGAAGACGCAAAGCCAAUGACAGGUCACAACCAUCUGUUUCAGAUUUCUUUCAGAUCUUUUAAGAAAUGUGCACAAAAUGCUGAGAAUAUCAAAGCAUUUUGAGUCUGUUUUAAUGUUAACUAAAAAUAUUUUAGAGACGGAUAGUUAUUGCCAAUAUAUGACAAGACGCCCAGCCUUUCCAGUGCUCUUGAAGCACACUUGAUCAAUCUGCACCUUCUUCCCCUGAUCAGUACAUAUGUUAUUGUUUGAGGAGAAAGGGGAAAUUGGAUGUAUGCUGAGACAGGCCACCUCAUUUAGCAGCAUAAAGAGAUGUGGACUCUUGAGUCCUACCGUUCAGCUGUUUACAUUUGACAGGUUACUGUCACUUUUAAUCAUAUUUGGUUUUGAAAAAAAUCCUUUGUAUCUUUGCAAUUAAAAACGAACCAUUGUGACUUA
Alosa alosa (allis shad) is the source of this 1815-nucleotide messenger RNA. RefSeq names its product methyltransferase 2A, methylcytidine (gene mettl2a). The transcript is spliced from 9 exons. Gene Ontology annotation, molecular function: tRNA (cytidine-N3)-methyltransferase activity. NCBI's taxonomy places the organism in Eukaryota, Metazoa, Chordata, Actinopteri, Clupeiformes, Clupeidae. The coding region runs from base 22 to 1122 and encodes 366 amino acids. The record is from RefSeq and is a predicted model, not a curated record.